This is a messenger RNA of Phaeodactylum tricornutum CCAP 1055/1, 1918 nucleotides long. RefSeq lists its product with no specific name. The transcript has 2 exons. Gene Ontology annotation, molecular function: small GTPase binding; guanyl-nucleotide exchange factor activity. The coding region runs from base 65 to 1918 and encodes 617 amino acids. The record is from RefSeq and is a predicted model, not a curated record. Lineage: Eukaryota; Bacillariophyta; Bacillariophyceae; Surirellales; Neidiaceae. Gene Ontology annotation, cellular component: cytosol; endocytic vesicle. Gene Ontology annotation, biological process: vesicle-mediated transport.
UGUAAAUGACUCCGAGAAAACAUCUGAAGAUGAUUCUCCCACUGCCACCGCGUUUGUCGAAGAUAUGGAGGGAAACGCGGAGACGGCGUUGGCUAACAAUGGAACCGAGGAACCGGAGUCUAUCGGUGGUGAAAGAAAGGCUGACGAAACUUCGCUUGAACCAACCAUCGAAGCUUUAGGUUUGGCAGAAAAUACACACCUGUCUCCGAUUGGUGAGCCGUCUCAGGCUACUGCAGAUGUCGUACUUUCAGCGUCUGUCCAUCCCGACCGAAAGCGCGAUCUGUUGCUACAGGCGCGGACCGACCGUAUUAUGUGGAUUCAACAGGCUCCACUACCCUAUAAAAUCUUAUCAGAUUCAAGCGAUCCUUGGAGUCGGGAUGAGCGGUUAACAAAUCUCAAAGACAGUCACGGAGGGAAUCAGCUACCAACUGUUAUUGAAAUUUUGUCAAAUUUAUAUGGCCUGAAUGUUUCGACCACUCCCGAGGAAGUCGCAUCCCGAUUGGAAAUUUCUCUGGGUGAAAAGUUGCAGCGCAAUGAUUCCGCUAUCCCGACGGGGGAGCAUCGUCUGAAUGCGGAGCUAGCUUCACGAAUCGAUGAUCCAGUCUUGAGAGCAUACCAUGUCUUCUUUAACAAACUCAAGAACCCCGCGUGCUCAGCUUUGGUACAAGGUAUGCGAACAUUUUGCAGAAGCUUACAAGACAUAAAUGAUGCUGCUGCGCUAAGUCGCAAAAUGCAGGCUUAUUUGUCGUCAACUAUGUCGGCUUUGAAGAUGCAUGUUGUGUGGAAGAAGGACGGAGUAGAUGAAUAUGUUCGACGAUCGUUCGAGUCUUUUAUUUAUGGACACUGCCGUCACCAUAUAGAAGAUGUUCUAUGGGAUCAAGAAGCCCAAGCCAAGGAGACUGCAUGGCAGCAGCGACUCGAAAGUUUACAGUUCGUCACACCUAAACACCUGGAAGUGGAAUACUUGGAUACUCCCAAUCUCACCAUUAAUCAGAUGCUGGAGGCCCCAAUAGCAGCUUUACUCUCGAUUGAGACGUAUUCAUCCCCCUUUGAAAAAUUGCAAUGCAUUCUGAAGGUAUACCAAUUUGUAAAUGAAUCCCUGACUUCUACUCUCAAUCAAGAUCGUCAGGAGGGUUCUAAAGACAAGCUACCCAGCGCUGACGACGUGUUACCAACUAUCAUUCUCACUGUUUUACGGGCUAAACCCAAGCGAUUGCACCUCAGUUUGCAUGUCAUGGAAGAGUUUUGCUUGUCUGAAUAUCUACGCGGCGAGGCUGGCUACGCUUUUACCAACAUCUACGGAGCUGUUCAAUUUUUGCUCGAUUUGGACAUGAACGAGCCGCAGUCUCUGUCUAUCACUACCGAAGAAUUUCGCUUAGGACUGAAAGCAAGUCAACUCAUAGCAGAAGAGCUACUUGCAGCUAUUCAAGCCAAAAAGCUACCGCCCCUCGACUCAUUGCCACACGAGUCGGGGGAAGAGCAAACUUCAUUGGCAAACAUUCCAGUAUCAGCAGUGCGUUCCGCAAGGCUAAACGGUGAGGCUGUGGACGUUGACUGGGCUUUGGCUUGGCAAAGCGCGAAUGAGAUGUUCGUGUCUGACGAGGUGCCGAUACUCAAAGAAAGUCGUUCAGCUUUGGAGUCUGUGACCGACGUAUUACCGUCCGGCUUUUCGCGAUCGUAUUCGUUUUUAACGACCCGCCCUGAAGACAUCAGAGUUUCGGACUUGGCUCAGCUUCUUUCGGAGUACCGCAUGUUGGUCCACACCACGGAAACGCUCUUCGGAGAGCGAGUUUCUCAGUUAUCGGCCCAACGAAAAUCCAAAAUCUUGGCGAGAGAGAAAGAGAUCUAUUCUCGCGCGCAAAAAGUAGAUCCCUCCCUCUUGCCGACAAAUCGCUCACUGUCGAAAAGUAGCAAGUAG